ACAGUAUAGUUGCUGUUGUUCAUUCUCCGGCGCACAAUAGCCACAGUUCACCACUACUCUUUGCACGCGUCUGUUGCUCUUCAAUUUUCAAUCAACAAUUGAAUCUGUGACCAUCAACCUUUGAAAACAAAGCAAAGGGUGUCGCUUCGUGAACGGUGAAAUUACAGUGAUAAUGGAUAUCGUGCAUCCGUUCGGUGUUCCCCGCGAGGGAGGCCAGUCGUCCAGCAGCCAGCCCUAUUACCCCGGGGCUCCCCUUUUUCCCGCACACACCUACAACGCCAAUAGGAGCAGUACGAACGGCGGCACGGCCGGCAGCAUCUUCGGAGGAGGCAUAUCAUCCGGCCAAACCACCCACAACACCAUGGCCAACGAAAUGAUGGACACCGUCCCCGUCCUCAUAAGCACACCCAACACCACCACCUCCUCCUCUGUUGUCGCCAACAACCAACUCCAGCUGAAACCGGUUCUCGGUAAGCUGAAUAGAAAAGCGGCCAAGGGAGGAGGAAGUCAGUGGUGCAAGCUGGCCCAUCGGGCGCAACCCAUGAGCGCAUUCGACGCGCUGUGCAAUCUUUGCGGCGCGAACAGCUCGGAAUUCAACGUCCGCACCAACGGGCACGAGACGAUGGUGCAAACCAUCUUCAACGCGAUGCAGUACCAAGCGGUGGCACCAAACGAAUUCCUUGCCAAGGAAAAGGUGUCCGAGGAGGUGCUGCGUGACAUUUAUUUGCCGCGGCUGGCAGCCCACAAGGAUCAAUCGGAGACGGGCGCGAUGAUGGAUACGUCCACGCAAAACGGUAUGGAGGCAGAGGAGGACCCGGAUGCUAAGACAACACUGUUGUUGGCGCAGAACCUGGUCUCGUUUGCGCUGUACAAACUGUUUGCCAAAUGGAACGUGCAGCCAAAGCCGACAAAGGUGAAGGAACAACCAUCGAAAAAUGGUGUGAUCAGGUGCCGGGAGCAACUGCCGGUCAAUCCAACCAGCCACCAUCCGGCGACGCUACUGUCGAUCAUGGUAACACCCGUAUCGUUUGAGGAUGUCGGCGAAACCGUCGUGAGUCCGGCACGGACGAACUUUGUGGCCCGGGUGACGGUAGGCGAACAAUCGUUCACUGGCACGGGGCAAUCGAAAAAGGUGGCCCGUAAGAUGGCAGCAUCGGAAGCGUGCAAGGCACUGUUUGGCGUAAACUACGGUGUUCUUCAGGGUUAGAGGGUGACCAAUCAUUGAUGAAGCAUAAUGAACUGUUUUGCCGCAAAAAGUAUGCGCGCACUGUUAUUCGUUGAACAGCGAAGUAAAACAAAAGUGGAAUUGAAUUUGAAUAAAACUGAACUACGCCUAACAAAA
This is a messenger RNA of Anopheles gambiae (African malaria mosquito), 1342 nucleotides long. RefSeq lists its product as uncharacterized. The transcript has a single exon. The record is from RefSeq and is a predicted model, not a curated record. Lineage: Eukaryota; Metazoa; Arthropoda; Insecta; Diptera; Culicidae. The coding region runs from base 173 to 1207 and encodes 344 amino acids.